AUGGAACCCAUUUGGCUGUACUCCACCUGUCAGUGCAUCCUAUCUGUAUCCCUAAUAGUGGUGAGUGUGAGGUUGUGCAAGGCGGUCAGUGGAAGUGGAACAGUGGCUGACAUCCAGGAGGGAACCCAGGGAGCCAGGCCAAAACCCGGGAGCGUCUCAUGCUGUCUGUGUCUGUGCCUGGCCUGGGUGGGGGCUCUUGGUGGUGCAGUUGGGGUCCCUGUGAAUGUGCUGCUGAACCUGCGAACCCCACAUUGUCUGUACACAUGCAUAACCCUGGUGUGCUGCCCCCUGCUGGUGAGGCAGUUCACCAUGUUCCUGUUGAUGAUGCUCACACUGGACGCCCACCUGCAGCAUCACUUGGCGGAACGGUACUCUUCAGUGAUGACACGUCAGCGAGCUCUGUGCGUGGUCCUGCUGUGCUGGGUGGCCUCGGUUCUGUCCUCCUUCGCCCAGUUCAUCGGCUCGGACAUCAUCGACACUUGGAGGAGCGGCAGGAGGGGUCCGGGCACGGCUGGCCUCGGGCUGGUUGGCAAUUGGACGACCUCUUUGCCCCAUCUUACCCCUUCCCCGCCCCCUAAGCACAACCAUGAUCGCAAGGUGAUUGGAAAGUACCUUCCAUACGGAGGCUUCCUGUCAAAGUUUUAUGUUGAAGACAUGCACAACUUCACCUAUGCUGAGAUCCACAGCAGCCACUGGGGAGUGUGCGCCCCUGACACCAUUCUCAGUCCCCAUUUCCUGGUCUAUGUCCAUGGGAUGACAGUGUUUAUGCUCCCUUUGCUAUGCCUGCUGGUCAUUUACCUCGACCUGCUAUGCAUUAGGCCCAGAAAGACUCCUCUUAGUCAUGCAGAUCCACCUAAACAUGACUCCGGCCGGGUCCGCUCCCUUGCUCUUUCCCUCUCCCUUUUAGUUCUGCUGUGCCUGCCACUCCACAUCAUCCAUGCCCUUGUGCUUCACAACCCCACUACCAAUAUUCCUGCCUGGGCUCAUGCAGUUGCCACAUUCCUCUUCCAGCUGUACAGCCUUGUGCCGCAGAUCCUCUUCACUCCUCCUAAAAAACAGAGAGAACGGGCAACCUUUCCUCUUUCUGUUGCCCACAUCCCACCUCCACUGACCCCGUCCAGAGGAAAAUCUGUCCACACGGCCCUGUGUGAGGCAGUGCAGGCCGCUCCGUGGGCUUCAGCCAAACACUCCAUAAAAGCCAAAGUGUGCCCAGAGGUCUGA
Messenger RNA from Eleginops maclovinus (Patagonian blennie), 1221 nucleotides. RefSeq lists its product as uncharacterized. The coding region runs from base 1 to 1221 and encodes 406 amino acids. The transcript has 2 exons. Gene Ontology annotation, cellular component: plasma membrane. The record is from RefSeq and is a predicted model, not a curated record. NCBI's taxonomy places the organism in Eukaryota, Metazoa, Chordata, Actinopteri, Perciformes, Eleginopidae. Gene Ontology annotation, molecular function: G protein-coupled receptor activity. Gene Ontology annotation, biological process: G protein-coupled receptor signaling pathway.